Fusarium odoratissimum NRRL 54006 is the source of this 3617-nucleotide messenger RNA. RefSeq lists its product as uncharacterized. The transcript is spliced from 3 exons. Lineage: Eukaryota; Fungi; Ascomycota; Sordariomycetes; Hypocreales; Nectriaceae. The record is from RefSeq and is a predicted model, not a curated record. Bases 492 to 2972 code for a protein of 826 amino acids.
CCUUGGGACUUGUCUCCAUCCUUUGGAAGCCGUUGGAAGCACCUCCUCGACAUCAUCAUCAUCCGGGUUUCCAGGUUGGUGAAAUUCUCACAGCAUAAUUCUCCCUAUUCAUCACCUGCUACAGCACCUUAUCCUCUCUAAGCCCUGUGGUUUGUUGCCUUUCAUUCCUUAAUUCACCCUCCUUACGAUACACACCCGUCAUCGAAAUCCGCUCCUACUUGAGCUCUUGCUCUCCGCACAAACAGCUGCAACCGGACCCUCAUUUCUAGUGCAUCGCCAGUUCGCCUCCGAUCCACGGCCACUACCUUACCCUUCAGCCCAGAAUCGACAAAAGGGCUCUUAGUUAAAACGAAGACGUCUGCUCUCCAUGCCUCUUCCUCUAGAUCCGUAGAGCCCCCCUCCCUCCGAAUCCUCUGUUGAGGCCUGGCGCUGGCUAGCUGAUCGCCCGCCGAUACCUUCCCCGCCGAACCGUCAACGAUCUCGUCCAUGAAAUGGCGCCCCAAAAUGGCAAUAUGAAGACUCGCCGAAAUGGCGGGAGCAAGCUCUCUCAGUCCUCCAAGCCUGUCAUGCCUGCUAUCCCACUGCCUUAUGUGAAGCGUCAGGCCGCUUCUGCUGCUGCUCGUGCCAAUGCUGUCCCUGUUUCUUCGACUGCUGCCUCCACCACGAUCCAGGAACCGGAUGUGCGCUCACCCAUUAAGGUGAAGCACGUAAAUGGUAACGUGUCUGCUGAGGCUAAGAAGGAUGAUUCUGCGGCUACGGCUCCAAGCACAAUUGCUAGUCGAACUUCGACCUCGACCUCCAAGGCCGAGGAGGUGACCGAAACAAAGGCAGACGCUCACAAAGAAACAAAGAACGGCGCUUCUGACCCGACCAACACCCAGGCUUCUUCCUCCGCAUCUGGUCCUGAACAUCCUACCACCAUCAACGAUAGCGAGAACAUCCACAAAACCCCCAUGGUCUCAGGCCAUUCUGAUCAGCCCACCCCCAAGAACCAGGUCGAUGUUAAGGCUCGAUCAGUCGACAAGGUUUCAGCCGGAGUGAACGAGAAGCCCAAUGGUGUUUCAAGCAAGGGCGAUAUCAAAACUCUGUCUGACAACCAUCCACCUUCAAAGCCCAACAAAGGCCGGCCUCCUUCUGCUGUCCCACCGGGCCGAUACCAGAUGCCCCCUUCCUUUCAGCCUGCUGCUCGACCUAUGGGACCAAACGUGAACGGCGAUAUGCGUGGCCAUCGCGCUCCUCUGCCUAACGGUCCGCCUAUGCACCAGCCUCAUCACAGCAACGGCAGCAUCCAUUUCGGCGCUUUCCACGGUUCGACGAGCUCCUCUCCUGCUCCUCCAUCUGGUGGUAUUGCCCCUCCUCCCGGUAUGACAGGUCCUGAUGGUCGACCCUACAUGGCCCCUGGUGCCAACGGCUUCCCCCCUAUGAUGCCGUAUGGCGCAGAACAGGUUCCGGUUACUACUUUCGAUAACUACGGAAGACCUACUAUGGCUUAUGGACCGAUGGACUCUUUCCCUCCCUUCCCUAACAAUUUUGGCCCCCCAACCCCACACAGCUAUCAUGAUUCACAGGCAUCAGGUCCUCCCGACGAUGGCAGUGUCUACAACCAGUUUUCUUCAGCUCCAGCGCGAAAUGGCGUACCUGCUCCAGAGGAGACUCAGUCUCCCAACCAGCCAGGCAGAAUGUUUGGUGGUCCCGAGUAUCCGCGAAUGAUGCCGAAUGCCGGACCUCCCCCGCACAUGAUGUCUACAAUGGAUGGUGCUGAAGGUCUGAUUGGUCAUUUGGUGCAACAGUUUGGAUCUCCCGAAUUUGCUGAUUGCGUUUUGGAGCUUCGAUACGCGGAUGAAAGAACUCCUCCAGUUCGCAUUCCGGGUCACCGAGUCCUCUUUUCUCGCAGUGCCGAGCUCGCAAACGCCAUCGCUAAGCAGUCCCGACCUAACCCCAAUGUUCCAUCUCUUCCCACCAUCGUUCUCGAGACCAAGAGCAAAUGGAUUCGCUCCAACCCGUUUUAUAUGGCCGCUCACUGUCUUUACGGAUGGCCACUCUUGGACCCUACUGCUGAGGGCAUGAAGCAGGCUGCAGCUGAUUACAACCAGUUGAUUGACCGCUUCGAAUUUGCUCUUUCGUAUGCUGCAGCCGGCCAUCUCCUCCGCUGGGAUCCGGUCACGCGGCGUGGUUGCGAGGUUGCUGUGCAACUUCUGAACUGGCAGACCGUUGAGAAGGCCUUGGAGUUCGCCUUGGAGGAUCACCGAGACGAGGGGUCUUAUGAUGUGUUCAAGUACGGCGAUGGAUCUCGAGCUAUUCUCAACGAGAUCGUCUCUUUUAUCGCAAGCAACACCAGUCCUACUUUCAAGAUUGACACUUCAGUAACCGACCCGUCGAGCUAUGCUCGUCUUCCACAAACUGCCCUUACUAGUAACGCCACUACCCGCAAGCUCUCGCCCCCACCCAUUGCUCGAGGCACAUCCGUGCAUCUUGGCAAGGGCAAGGGGCGUCUCUCUCAGCAGAUUUCUGGUAUUCAGUUCGGCGACCUUUCUUUGACUGACGGCAAGGUCUCGCCAGCUUCGGAUGCUUCAGGCGGUUCACAGCAACGAACUCCUUUCAAUGCAGUGCUUUCUCGAAUUCUCCUUAAUCUUCCAUUCGAAACUCUUAAAGCACUGCUCGAGGCUGCAACUAACAAGGCCAACGGAUGGCCAAAUGCAGAGGCAGUUUACCGCGUGGUCAAAGACACAGUAGCUGAGAGAGAGCGACGUCGGCUUCAGAUCGUUGAACUGGUCAAGACCCACCAGGUCACAGCCUGGGCCGUCAUCACCCAACAGCUUUCCAGUCCUGAGCCGAGAUACGUCGGUCUCUGGAGUGCGCUGGGCUGGCGAGAGGAGAUUCUGCCUUUUGGACCUUCAGAGAGCCCAGCCCUUGGUCGCACUUGGGUUCCCUUCGUGGGCCCUCAAGCAAGCACUCAAGCAGCUUACCCCUAAGCAACCUGGUUCACGCUACAGAUUUUUCAAUUUGAUGAAUGAUAUUGUGGGUUAUGUUGAUGCUGGAUAAUCGGGAGGGCGAUAUGCAGAAACAUGGCAAACGAAGCUGAGACUGAUUUCUCAGUCUCUCGACAAAAGCUAGUACUUUUGAUUUCGGGAUGAAAAGGUGGCGUCCGUGAUCCUGCUUACUAGGGAGAGGAUAUGAUGCUCUUUGGAGAGUUUUGGUUGAUGAACGGCGUUGGGGGCAUGUCAACAUUGGUUGCUUUAAAGCGAGGAAUGUUUUUAACGAAUGGAAACUUCGGUGGGAGGCACAGGAAGGAAAAAGAAAACAAAAAGUAUUUAAUGAUUCCAUAUUGCUAGGACCGGUGGUUCAAUCUCACUUGUCCUGGGUCUGGCUGGCAUCAAUGGCCUGGAACUGGACCAGACUGGACUGGACUGAUAUGAAGGGGUUAUGAUGAAUGAUAGUGACUUUGGAAGUUAAAAAGGACGGUAGUUUCGGCAUCAAAUGGAGUAUGCGUCGUUAUGUCUCUCAUUUGAGAGAUAGCAUUAGGUAGCCUUUUUACGACUGGUUUGAUACCCCAGACUGACUUAUGCGUUCAAUGUGAAGUACCUUAUGACGAUAUGACUUUUUCAUGCGCAUAGUGG